Messenger RNA from Eucalyptus grandis, 4507 nucleotides. Its product is annotated as helicase sen1. Lineage: Eukaryota; Viridiplantae; Streptophyta; Magnoliopsida; Myrtales; Myrtaceae. Gene Ontology annotation, molecular function: helicase activity. The record is from RefSeq and is a predicted model, not a curated record. The coding region runs from base 361 to 4272 and encodes 1303 amino acids. The transcript has 8 exons.
AUUCGCACUGCCGGGGAACUGUGGAGACAAAGCCCGCAUGGCAAAGCGACGUGCAUUGUGCAGCAAAGCUUUAGCAUGUAAAGUGCUGGCGAAAACGGUUCGAAUACCGUAACGGAGUACGAGGAGACCGAGAUUUUUCCCCCAAUCGUCGUCAUCAUCAGCUUCCCCUCGCCCCACUUUUUCACACUGUGCCCGCGGUCACUCGCCGAUCGUCAUUUUCAAAAUGCUCAUCUCUCGGACGGGAUUGAUUCGCAGGUGUUAAAGCUGCUCGCUUCUUCAUAUUUGCUCUCUCUCAAUCUCUCGUUUGCUUGGAAAUUCUCAGACAUAUUUGUCGUCUUUGACGGGGAAGCGAGGAUUCUUAUGGCUUCAGAGAUGGGUGAGGGGCUGGCCAUGGAUUCUACAGAAGGAACGGAGGCUGGUUCUGGCAGGAAGAAAGACAAUCCCACUGACCUGAUGGGUUUUAUCUUCUCUUGGUCUAUUCAAGAAAUCUUCAAUACGAAUCUCCACAGGGACAAGGUGAAGAGCAUCCUGGAGUCAUUUCAAUCAGUUGAGCAAUACUUUGCUUCUUAUAUCUUUCCUUUGCUGGAGGAAACACGAGCCAGUCUCUGUUCAAGUAUGCAGAAUGUAUCUAGGCUGCCUUUUGCGAAGGUCACUGGGUUUGCUGUAGGCAAGAAGAAUGUUUGCCAAGUGGAAGUGGACUACUGGAGAAACAGGGUCACUGACAAUGGCAAGGAACCUUACAAAACUUUGCCUGGAGAUGUUUUGAUGUUAACUAAUGCUGAACCAGAUACCAUUCCCAGCUUAGAAAGGUUUAAAGGAAGAUGGGCAUUUGCAUCGGUCGCUAGAAUUGCAAAAGACAAGGAUGGGGAUGCUCAAACGUCAACAAGGUUCCAAGUCAAGACAUUUUUGGACAAUGAAGUGAAUGAUGAUCGUACCUGGAAGUCAAUGUAUGCAGUUUUUUUGAUAAAUGCAGUCACUAACAUAAGAAUAUGGAAAGUGCUACACCCAUUUGGGAACUUGGAUGUUGUAAAGGAAGUUCUCUGUACAGAUUUGGCGGCUGAGAAAUAUUGCAAUCUCUGUAUUACUCAAAGUUAUGGCUCUGGGCAUGGGAGUCUCAAUAAGAACUUGUUUGGUAGUCUGAAUGAAUCCCAGACAAAAGCUGUUCUGGCUUGUCUUGAUACAAUCAAGUGUGAACACAGGUCGGCCGUGGAAAUGAUACAGGGUCCUCCAGGGACAGGGAAGACCAAAACUGUUGCGGCACUGCUCUUUACUCUCUUGAAAAGGAAACACAGAACCCUUGUUUGUGCUCCAACAAAUGUUGCCAUCAAGGAAUUGGCGUCUCGUGUUUUGCAGCUGGUGAAACAAUCGGCUUGCACCAACUCUCAUGGGGAACGCUUGCUCUAUAACUUAGGAGACAUGCUCUGUUUCGGGAACAAGGAGCGGAUGAAAGUAGAUUCAGAUAUGGAGGAAAUAUUCUUGGAUCAUCGUGUUGAUUGUGUUGCGGAGUGCUUUUCCUUACUCACUGGUUGGCAGCAUUGUCUGACUUCCAUGAUUGAUACUCUCAAUGACUGUGUCCGCCAAUACCACAUUUUUCUGGAGAAUGAACGCCAGAUUACAUCAAAGCCUAGUGGUAAUGAUGUUGCAAGCAAAUGUGGAAGAAGCAAAAAGGAAUCCAAACCUGAAUUUCAAUCAUUUCUGGAAUUUUUCAAGCACAGAUUCAGGUCAAGUGCAGAGUCUUUCCAAAGAUGCUUCUCUAUCUUAUGCACCCAUAUAUCCAAAAGUUACCUUUUGGAACAUAAUUAUCGGGAUAUUAAGUCCCUUCUCGUCUCUCUUGAUUCUUUUGAAAUUUCUCUAUAUAGAGAGAAGUUGGAUUCCAGAAAGUUGAAGGAAGCAUUUUCAUCAGACCCAUCUUCAUUGAAAGCGCGCACAGAUCCACUACAUACAUCAUUAUCGAUAAAGAGACAUAAAUGUCUCUCUCGUUUGCGAACUCUUAAUAAGUCUCUUAGAAGGCUAAACCAUGAAAAAUUUAUGUGCAUGGACAAGAUAGCUGAGUUCUGUUAUCAAGCGGCUUCCUUGAUUUUCUGCACUGCCUCUAGCUCAUAUAAGCUCUACACCGUGGAAAUGGAGCCCGUCAGUUUAUUGGUGAUUGAUGAGGCUGCGCAGUUGAAAGAAUGCGAGUCAAUAAUUCCGCUAAAACUUCACGGUGUCAGGCACGCAAUUUUAGUUGGAGAUGAAUGUCAAUUGCCUGCUAUGGUUGAGAGCAAGCUUUCUAGCAACGCUGGCUUUGGAAGGAGUCUAUUCGAAAGGUUGAGUUCUCUGGGUCAUCCAAGGCACCUUCUCAAUAUCCAGUACAGAAUGCAUCCUGCGAUUAGUCACUUUCCGACAUCAGCCUUUUACAAUAGCCAAAUUCAGAAUGGGUCGAAUGUUACCAGAAAAGUUUACAGAAAAUGUCAUUUGCCGUGGCCGAUGUUUGGCCCGUACUCCUUCAUAAAUAUUUCUAAUGGAAGAGAAGAAGGUGGGGAUGGUGGACGUAGCCUUAGAAACUAUGCUGAGGUUGGAAUUGUCUCGAUGAUUUUGAGAAAUCUAUACGGAGCAUGCAAAUCUUCAGGCGGAGAUCUAAGUGUUGGCGUGAUAUCUCCAUAUAGAGCUCAGGUUGCUGCAAUACAAAACAAAAUUGGAAAAAGAUAUGAGAAUAUCAGAGGCUUUACAGUGAAAGUGAGGUCAGUGGAUGGGUUCCAAGGGGGUGAAGAAGACAUCAUAAUAGUAUCCACCGUGAGAUCAAACCCUCGUGGUUUUAUCGGUUUUGUUUCUGACACUAGGAGAACCAAUGUGACUAUCACCAGGGCAAGAUAUUCUCUUUGGAUUUUGGGAAGCGAGAGAACGCUGACUAGGAGUAAAUCUAUAUGGGAAGCUUUGGUUCAUGAUGCCAAGACACGUGGAUGUUUCUUCAGCAUUGAUGAAGUCAAAGCCGCUUUGGAUGGGAAGAAUAAUCAGCUUGAUGGUCCGUUGGAUAGAAGCGGUGUAGUAUUUAGAAAUGCGCGGUGGAGGGCAAACCGCUCUCAGUAUGCUAAGAGCCUAGAAUGUUCCUCCAGUACUGAUGAAGUUAAAUCCAUUUUGGAUGGGAAGAAAGAGGAUAUUCAUCUGGAUGAUCCACUCGGUGGCGAUAGUUUCCUAUUUAGAAAUGCACGGUGGAGGGCAAAGUGCUCUCGGGAUGCUAAGAGUCAAGAAUGUUCCUCCAGUACUGAUGGAGUUAAAUCCAUUUUGGAUGGGAAGAAAGAGAAUAUUCAGCUGGAUGAUCCGCUUGGUGGCAAUAGCUUCCUAUUUAGAAAUGUGCGGUGGAGGGCAAAGUGCUCUCAGGAAGCUAAGAGCCAAGAAUGUUCCUCCAGUACUGAUGAAGUUAAAUGCAUUUUGGAUGGGAAGAAAGAGGACGUUCGGCUCAAUGAUCCGCUUGAUGGUGAUAGUUUCCCGUUUAGAAAUGCUUGGUUGAGGGCAAAGUGCUCUCAGGAUGCUAAGGGCCAAGAAUGUUCCUCCAGUACUGAUGAAGUUAAAUGCAUUUUGGAUGGGAAGAAGAAAGAGGACAUUCGGCUCGAUGAUCCGCUCGAUGGCACUAGUUUCCUAUUUAGAGAUGCUCGGUGGAGGGUUUUCUUCGGCGACAACUUCGUGAAGUCUUUCAGAAAGCUGACGUCACUUAGGACCGAGAUGUCAAUCAUGAACCACUUAUCAAAGCUUGCUGGUGGCUGGAGACCUGAGAAGAGCGAUGUGGGUUUACUCCCUAGAAGCUGCUCUUAUAUGGUGAAGCAAUUCAAGGUCGAAGGUCUUUACGUGCUGUACACUGUCGAUAUAGAUGUACUUAAGGAACCGAGAUACAUCCAAAUCCUGAAGAUUUGGGAUGUAUUGCCCUUAAGUGAUGCGACAAGACUGGUCGAAUGUCUUGACAAUGAGUUCAAAGCAUACGCAGACGAUUUCAUUAGUCGCUGCAACGAGAAAUGUCAUGAGGGGGAUCAGGUAGUUCCAAAGACAUGGGAUUCUUCUCAUGGCAUUGCUCGUUUCCACCGUAGUUUGGAUCAAGUUCAAGCGGGGAGCGGUUUCGGGCCUGAUAUUUCGGAUCCUAGAGCGAGCGAGAGCCUGCUUUUGAUGAGAUUCCACCCCUCGUCAUCAGGCAUGGUCAGGCACUUGUUUUCGGAGGACCAUGAGAGCGAAGUGGAUCUCGCAUCUGAAGGAACCGAGCUAGAUCAAGAGAUGAGUUCCCGCUUCGGUGCGCUUUGUAUUUAGGUAACCCGUGUUGUUCCCUUCUUCACGAAGAGCUUUUGACAGAAGCAGGGAAAAAUACAAUAUCUUUACCAUGAGAUUUUCAUUUGGGUCGGAAUUUCUAUGCCCGUGCCGGUUAUGAUCAAGAAGGCGUGGACCUUCUUAAUUACAUGUGCUCUUUUAAUUUCAUGUCUGGAAAUAUGUGGUUUGAUAUAAUAGCAUGGAAUUUUCUAUUCAAGUGGCAUAGCUAUGAAGUAAA